CCUAUAGUUCAUAAAUAUUAUCAGUCAGGAGUCCUCACCGUUGCUGGCAUAAUUUCUCAGAUCUAUGUAAUUUCUGAUCCUGUAUCUUUCACAAAACAUCCAUAUCAGGAGCUAAUUGAUGACCUCAUGUUGCUGACUCAGAACUAUCAACACGUCCUGGCAUUGAUAUUUGCUGUAAAGGAGAUUACUGAAAAUUCCCAGAUUUUACCCAACAUCACCCUUGGUUUCAACAUCUAUAAUAAUUAUUUUAGUCCACGGCCUACCUAUCUCGCCUCAAUGGAGCUUCUCUCCACACCCGGCAAAUUCAUCCCUAAUUAUAAAUCUGAUCUGAAUAAUAACCUGGUAGCAGUAAUUGGGGGACCUAAUUCUGACAUAUUUCUCCACAUGACAACCAUCCUGGGCAUCUACAAGAUCCCACAGCUCAUAUAUGGCUCUGCUCCAGGGAUCAAUACCAAAAAUCAAGCUGUUUUUUUCCACUGGAUGUUUCCAAAUGGGGACCAUCAGUAUAGGGGGAUUCUCCAGAUAAUGCUUCAUUUCAGAUGGACGUGGAUUGGGGUGAUUUACCUUGAUACUGGCAGUGCAGCAGAGACAUUGCUACAGAAUGUAUUCCCCAUGUUUACUCAGAGUGGUAUCUGCUUUGACUUCAUAGUAAAACUGCCAGAUGUAUUUUCCAGUAACAUUGCUAGAGUGGUGGAGGAGGCACUUGAAAUAAUACAGGUCACCAUGAAAAGCACAGCCAAUACAGUGAUCUUUCAUGGAGAAUUUCAGACCAUGAUAACUCUGAGAAAUUUGCUUAAAAUGUCAGAAAUUGAGUAUAUACCAGUGAAGUCAAAGGUCUGGGUUAUGACAGCUGAAGUGGAUUUCACCUCACUUCCUCUUCAGAGGAGCUGGGACCUAGAUUCCAUCCAUGGCGCUAUGUCUAUAACAAUUCAUUCAAAGGAGGUAUCAUCAUUCCAGAAAUUUGUUCAGAUGAGGAACCCAAUACUGGAAACAGAAGAUGGUUUUCUGGGGGACUUCUGGCAACAGGCAUUUAACUGUUUGUUGCCCAGCUCUGGUAUAGGCAAGAUAAGUGGCAAUAUCUGCACUGGGGAAGAGAAACUGGAGAUUCUUCCUGGGUCUGUCUUUGAAACGAGCAUGACGGCCCACAGCUACAGCAUCUACAAUGCAGUCUAUGCUGUAGCACAUGCUUUGCAUGCAAUGCAUUCAUCCAUAUCAAAACAUAGAAUAAUGGUGAAAGGAGAAAGAUGGGAGCUUCUGGAUCAGCAGCCAUGGCAGCUUCACCACUUUCUGAGAAGUGUCUCAUUCAACAACAGUGCUGGAGAAAAGGUUUCCUUUGAUCAAAAUGGGGAAUUGGUUUCUGGAUUUGAUAUUAUCAACUGGGUCACAUUCCCAAACCAGUCCUUUCUUAGAGUCAAGGUUGGAAGGAUAGAUCCUCAGGCGCCCCCAGACAAACUGUUCACCAUUUCGGAGGAUGCCAUCUUAUGGCCCAGCAGGUUUAACCAGGUGUGUCCUGUUUCAUUGUGUAAUGACAAGUGUCAACCUGGUUAUAGUAAGACCAAGCAGGAAGGGAAACCAUUUUGCUGCUAUGAUUGCCUUCCAUGUCCAGAAGGGAAGAUUUCCGACAAAAAAGACAUGGAUGACUGCUUUUUGUGCCCAGAAGAUCAUUACCCAAACAAUGACCAGGACUUCUGCGUUCCAAAGUUUACGCAUUUCCUAUCCUAUGAAGAACCUUUGGGGGUCAGUUUGGCCACAUUGGCUCUUUCCUUUUCUUCCAUCACAGUUAUGGUGAUAGGAACUUUCAUGAAGCACCAUGACACACCUAUUGUCAAAGCCAACAACAGGAGACUUUCAUACACUCUCCUCCUGUCCCUCCUGCUCUGCUUCCUUUGUGUUUUCCUAUUCAUUGGCCAGCCCAAUAUGGUGACAUGUCUUCUUCGACAAACUGCUUUUGGCAUCAUCUUCUCUGUGGCUGUUUCUUGUAUGUUGGCCAAAACCAUCACAGUGAUUCUAGCUUUCAUGGCCACCAAACCAGGUUCCAAAAUGAGGAAAUGGUUGGGGGAAAAACUGGCUGCCUCUAUUGUUAUUUCAUCCUUUCUUGUGCAAACUACUCUUUGUAUUGGUUGGCUGGCAACCUCUCCACCAUUUCCAGAUGUUGAUAUGCAUUCAGAAAUAAAUCAAAUAAUCGUACAAUGUAAUGAAGGGUCCAAUGUAAUGUUUUAUUGUGUCUUGGGCUUUAUGGGCUUCUUGGCUACUGUCAGUUUCAGUGUGGCUUUCCUAGCCAGGAAGUUACCAGAUACUUUUAAUGAAGCCAAAUUUAUUACGUUCAGCAUGCUGUUGUUUUGCAGUGUCUGGUUGUCCUUUGUUCCAACUUACCUUAGCACCAAAGGAAAAUACAUGGUCGCUGUGGAGAUCUUCUCCAUCUUGUCAUCUGGUGCAGGGCUACUGGGUUGCAUCUUUUCCCCUAAAUGCUACAUUAUCAUGUUGAGACCUGAUCUGAACAAAAAGGAGCAACUAGUAAAGAGAAUAUUUUGA
Rhineura floridana is the source of this 2532-nucleotide messenger RNA. Its product is annotated as vomeronasal type-2 receptor 26-like. NCBI's taxonomy places the organism in Eukaryota, Metazoa, Chordata, Lepidosauria, Squamata, Rhineuridae. Gene Ontology annotation, cellular component: membrane. The record is from RefSeq and is a predicted model, not a curated record. Gene Ontology annotation, molecular function: G protein-coupled receptor activity. Gene Ontology annotation, biological process: G protein-coupled receptor signaling pathway. Bases 127 to 2532 code for a protein of 801 amino acids. The transcript is spliced from 6 exons.